Trichomonas vaginalis G3 is the source of this 649-nucleotide messenger RNA. RefSeq lists its product as uncharacterized. The annotation marks the transcript as partial. NCBI's taxonomy places the organism in Eukaryota, Parabasalia, Trichomonadida, Trichomonadidae. The transcript has a single exon. The record is from RefSeq and is a predicted model, not a curated record.
AUGCAGAACGAACAGUUAAACGAAUUUACUCCAGCAGAGCAUAUUCAUCAGAUUCGCUCAUAUUUCGAUAUCAUAGACAAUGCAGUUCAAAUUGGUGACACUAAUAGAAAAUAUUCUGACGCAAAGAUUCCAUCACAACCUGGAACUGCUAAAGAUAACACAUGGGUAACAUUCAAUCUCUCACCUCCUGGUGAAAAUAUGUUGGACCUUUACAAUACAUUCAUUACGUAUAAAAUGGAAGGUCAAUUUAUUGUAGAUAAAGAAAUUGGUUCAGGUUCCAAUAAAACAAACCCACCAGGAUUUUGGAUUGGUUUCGAUGACGCUUUCUAUGCAGUUGCUGGAUAUCAAAUCCUUGCAAAUGGUCGUAUCGUAUAUUCUCAAGACAACGCAAGAGAAGAAGCAUAUAUAACUUCAAACUCACAAACUACCGAACAAAUAAAGAAAGUAGAUGUUUUCUCAAAGACUCGACAUGAAGAUGUAUGGAGUCAUUCGGGAACAUGCAGAACAGGACAAAUUGUUAGUGGUCCAAUUACAGCAGGAAAAUCAUUUGAUUUUAAGCUUCGUUUAAGAAUUCCUGUUAGAAGAUUCCUUCCAUUAGAAGCUAUUCGAUUUAUUCCAGCUUUUGCAGGAAACAUUCAGCUUAAAGUAA